Phaedon cochleariae (mustard beetle) is the source of this 1583-nucleotide messenger RNA. Lineage: Eukaryota; Metazoa; Arthropoda; Insecta; Coleoptera; Chrysomelidae. The record is from the annotation of a GenBank genome assembly.
AAAAAAAAGAGGUUAUGAAAGAAAAUGUCAAAACAAAAUAACAAGUCAAUUUCAUAAUAUUAUAAUCAGAAUUUUUUUAAAAUUCGAGAAUAUAGGGUGUAGAUUGAAAGGGGUCACUGCUUAAACAGGCUGUGAUUAGGGGAUCAUCAGGCAUCACUUUAAAUGAUUGAGGUAUCAGCGAGACUUCAUCACGGACACGUUUUCUUAUCUGGAGAAGUAGUAGAAUGUAGUGUCACAUUUUUCCAUCCACCUUCUCCCAACCACAUCCUAUCUCAAAGCUUUGCUGAUGUAUUUGAAAGCUUAGCCUGGGCUUCUGCUCAGAUACAUUGUCAGUGUUUCACAGGAAGUAGAGAAAACAAAGAAGAUAGAUCUGGUCUAUCAACAUAUGCUGAUACUGCACUUGGGGCUACCACCCAAGAAAAUGGAAAAAUCGAGAUUGCUACACGGCCAAAAAUACUGUUUUGUGAUCUCAGAUUAUCACCUGGGCAGUCAAAAACAUUUAUUUACAGAGAAAAAAUUCCUAGUGAUUCACCCCCUUCUUAUAGAGGGCAGCUGGUGAAGUAUUCUUAUAAAAUAACUAUAGGAACACAAAGGGUCAAUAGUCCUGUAAAAUUAUUGAGAGUUCCAAUAAGAGUGUUGCCAUUAGGAGAGGCACUCAUGAGUGAAGCUGUUGCUCUUUGCAAUGAAACAACAGAAGAAUUAACUCCAGCUAAUCCUUUCCUUGAGAUAAGGCAAAAGGAAAAACCACUUGAUCUAGCUCUUCAAAGUUUACAAAAUAUAACUGCUAGACGUAAUCCCAAUUUUUACAUGAUAACAAAUGUAUUUGGAAAAGUCACUAGAUUCUGCCUAUUUAAACCAGCUUAUAGGCUAGGUGAAGACAUAAUAGGAACCUUUGAUUUUACUGUUGCAACAGUCAACUGUGUGCAAGUAUCUGUGUCUCUGCAAUGUGUGGAGGAAACUUUGGUCAAAGUGAAUAAGGACAGUGAUAAGCAGGUCAAGAUCAGUACUUUCAGUAACCACCAUGAAGUUUGUUUAGGUUAUAAGUACACACAGUUGAUCUUGCCAAUACCUCUCCAUGUUACACCUGCUUUCACUACCAAUUUAGUGAGUUUGAAUUGGAGGUUACAUUUUGAAUUUGUUACAACUACUCACAAGGGCUUAAACCCACCAUCACCUGAGGAUACCAAUUGGCAAGCACCCUCAGAAAUUCCCAUAGAAACCAUGGUGUGGAGCUUACCUAUAAGGUUGUAUUCUACUAAUCCUAUUCAUGUAGCACAAGGAGUGCAUGCAAAUAGCAGACAUAAGCUGAUUAUUAGGUAAUAACAGUGAUAAUAAUGACUCAGGUUUAUUAUUUUACAAUGACAGUGAAUUUGUUGAUGUCCUAAUGAAUAUAUAGUGAAGGUAGAAAGUAGCAUAGAAGUCUACUAGGCAUUUUCUAUUGAGUUUUGUAGCUAUAGCUAUCACAAAAUGACAUUGAACAUAUAUUUAUUUUUAUCAUUCACUUUUUAUAAGGUAUAGGUUUUUUGAUGUAUCCAGAAUGUAGGUACUUAUUUUUAUGUAUUUGUAAUAUAUAAUUUAUAAUC